Drosophila subobscura is the source of this 586-nucleotide messenger RNA. It is a transcript of the gene Kaz-m1, whose product is annotated as enhancer of split M1 protein. The record is from RefSeq and is a predicted model, not a curated record. Lineage: Eukaryota; Metazoa; Arthropoda; Insecta; Diptera; Drosophilidae. The transcript is spliced from 2 exons. Gene Ontology annotation, molecular function: protein binding. Bases 56 to 529 code for a protein of 157 amino acids.
UAGCUGCUACAGAGUGAACGCAUUAACUUACAGAAGAAAAAAAAGCAAUAGUGAUAUGAUGAUUUUCCAAGCUUUAACCCUCUGCUGCCUGGCUCUGGUCUCCGGUAUUGCGGCCAAUACGGUGUCCACCAACGAGACGGACUGCCCACAAUUCUGUGCGGCCAUUUAUCGUCCAGUGUGCGCCACCGAUGGAAAGAUCUUCAAGGAAUUCGCCAGCGAAUGCAACCUGCAGUCGGACAACUGUCGCCGCGAGCGUAACAAGAUUUCGGCGUAUACUGAAACCGAUGCAGCUUGGUGCAGCUCCGAGCUAGUGGACAAUCUUCACGAUAAGCUCGGCAGCUUCAGGCUCGAUCUUGAGGAAUGCUUCAAGCCCUGCUCGAUGAUCUAUCAACCCAUCUGUGUGACCAAUGGCAAAUAUCGUUCCCAGCUGAGCAACGUUUGCCUAUUGGAGACCUUCAACUGCGCCCUGCAGGUUAGUGGCGCCCAGACCACCGAACUGCUGCGUGUCCUGCGCGAGUCUGCCUGCUAGAAAGCACCUAAAAUCUAAAACUGAACGGAACAAUACAGGCUAAAUUUUCUUGCUGUU